CUGGCACCAUGCAAGGGGGUUGGGCAGCAUGGCUUCCCAGUGCACAAGGGAUGUGGUAGGACAGGUUCUGUGGGUCAGGGCAGAGCUGGUUGCUCAAGAGGCAAGCCCCACAGUGCCCCACCCAUGGCUCUUUGGAGCUAGGCCAGUCUGUGAGGUUUGGCAAAGCACGGCGAACCUUCUCUUGACGGUUUCAGACAAGGCAGAUGGGCUUCUGUUGAUACUCCACUGUCCGCUCCCAGGUUCUGCAAGCCUCAAGCAGCUUAGCUUGCAAGUUACAAUUAGCAAUUCUGCGCGGUGCAAUCUCUUUCAUCACAGGAAGUGUCUGGAUGGAGGCUCCCCAGAAACACAGGUCCGGAAUAGAUACGCCGUCCUUGUUGAGGUCCUACAGGUGGCAGACAGUUCUACAGAACGGGGAGAAGGAACCCGAGUUGAACCAUGCAACAUGGGGCGGCGGCAGCCGGAAGGACAAGCUGCAGAAAUGGAGGCGAGCACAAAGCCAGCCAGAGACUGAGCAUUCUGAAUCUAGCCAUGAGCACCCACAAGCACCAGUGGCCCCCCAAGACAGCAGAGCUGCUGCUAAGAGAUCCGUCUUCCAGAGGGCUUUCUCCACUCCAGCCAAAGUGCCCAAGGCCCAGGAGAGAAGCAGUAAGAUGAGUUUAAGGAAGUACUUGCGCUCUGUGUCCCACCGAAGGAACCAGGAGGGGACCCUCCGAUCGGAAAGGGAGACUAAGGAAGCGAGCAAAGGUGAUGAUUCUUCUGUCCAGUUGACCCAACUGACUUCGGCUGUGCCAACGGAUGCAACCAUCUGGGAUGUGGCCAAUGUGUCGCUGGUGGAUCGACAGCUCAUGGUCUUGGGCAGAGAUGAGGAGGGUCUGCUCCAGAAUGGGAAACGAGCCAGUUCUGCUUCAGAGUCAAGUUUACUAUACCUGCCAGGUAUCCAGAGGGACAAUGAAAUGCUCACCGAGGGACGAAGCUUCUCAGACUCACAGACCCCUGAAAAAAGACCCUGCCAGGAGGCUUCCUCCGGCUCGCAGCUCAGCAACGUGAAGGGGCUGCUAUGGAAACGCAUCAAGGACCGGAAAGGACGGCUCCAGGCCAAGACUGACUCCUCUACUGGACUUGUUGCUAAUGGUAACAGGGAGGCCCUUCCUGGUCCAGCUGUUCUCAUGGACUUGGGCAACGAAAAGGAUGCAUUGGUCCGCCCACUUCACAACAGCCUUCUGGGAGAGCGGUACUGCUUUGAGGUGCUGAGCCCUGGGGGGCGCCGCUGCUUCAGCUGUAGCUCUGCUGCCGAGAGGACCCGCUGGAUGGAUGACUUGCGCCGACUUGUCCAGCCCAGUAUGGACAACUGCGAGCGGAUUGAACGCAUGCUGAGCCUCUGGGUGUACGAAGCCCGCGACCUGGUUCCCAGGAAGCGCUACCUAGGCGAGCUGCGACUGGAUGGGGUCCUCUACGCUCGCACCACAACCAAGGCAGCCAGCCCCGCUGGAGCCAUCUUCUGGGGGGAGCACUUUGACCUGAAGACUCUUCCACCAGCAGUGGAGCUGCAGGUCUGCCUGGUGCAGGAGGAGGACGGGCAGCAGCGGGCAAAGGGCAGCCCAGUUGCUGGCAUUGCCAUUCCCCUGAAGGAACUGGCUGCGGUCCGCCAGCCCUUGGAGAGGUGGUACCCCUUGGGCAGAGACAGGCCCAACACGCCCGCCCUACGGCUACGCGGACGCUACUGCAACAUCCGAGUGCUGCCCAUCGUGCAAUACAAGGAGUUUGCCGAGUAUCUCACCUUCCACUAUCGGGAGCUGUGUGCCGGACUGGAGCACAGCCUUAAUGCCAGGGACAAGGAGGAGCUGACGGGGGUGCUGGUUCGCGUCUUGCAAAGUACAGGAAAAGCCAAGGACUUUCUCAUUGACUUGGGUGUGUCAGAGUUGGACCGUUUCGACGAGCGCGAAGCACUGAUUUUCCGUGAAAAUACCCUCGCCACCAAAGCCAUCGAUGAAUACAUGAAGCUGGUGGGAGGCCCUUACCUGCUUUCCACACUGAGUGAUAUUGUCGCCCAGCCAUACACUUUAGAGGACAGCUGUGAAGUGGAUCCCAGCAAAUGCGCACCGUGUGACCUGGCUGACAACCGCAGCAACCUGCAGCACAUCUGCGAAGAGAUCUUCCGGAGGAUUGCUGUUUCUAGCCACUCCUUCCCAGCUGAGCUCAGCGAGGUGUUCACCGCCUGGCAGGAGGCAUGCCAGCUGAGGGGCAAAGCGGGCAUCGGGCAGCGCCUCAUCUCUGCCUCCUUGUUCUUGCGCUUCCUCUGCCCGGCCAUCAUGUCGCCCAGCCUCUUCGGCCUCACUCAAGAGUAUCCGGAUGACACCACCUCCCGGACCCUGACUCUGGCGGCUAAGGUUAUCCAGAACCUGGCAAACUUUACCACGUUUGGAGAAAAGGAGGCGUACAUGAGCUUCAUGAAUGAGUUUCUGGAGCGCAACUGGGGCACCAUGAAGUCAUUCCUCUGCAGCGUCUCCAGCCCUGGCAGUGCCAUCCACUUGCCUGCCUAUGACGACUCCAUUGACCUGGCCCUGGAAUUGUCCGUCCUGCACUCCCUGCUCUGCAACAUCUUUUCUACCCUGGAAGAGCGGACCAAAGACAGAUUGGAGCCUCUGCCCACAAUCCUCCGUGCUAUACAAGAGGGAACACCGGUUCCUGUCAUCGUUCGACUUGGGCCCAGUGCAGAGGACAGACAGGCGGAAAACCAGAAGCCGGGGUUUGUGCCGCCACGGGAGCUGGGCAAGCACAGUCCUCUGAUCAAGAGCCAGUCCAUGACCAGCAUCCAGAAAGGCCGAGGCAAGGAAGAGCCGCUGGCCCCUUUGCACCCAGUCAAAACCAAGACCAAAGUGCAACGCACCCAGAGCGUCCCGACUCAGAACAAGGCAGCCCGGCGUCUCCAGAAGCAGAGGAGCACCGAGCAUGUGGCCGAGAGCAGGGAGAGCAGCCCUCGACUUUGUGCCUCUUACCCAAAUGGCAGCAGCAAAGCAUCCCAGGGGUAUCCGAAGCUCCACCCAUCUGCAUCGCUGCCCCGGAAGCCCACUGUGCCUUGGCUGAGGCACUCUGAAGAAGCAGCUGCCCAGCAAAGCAGCCUCUAUUCCAUGCAUCCGCUGGAACAGUAUGGGAAGCAGAUGGAAGAGCUACAGAUGGAGCUGACCACAGCGAGGGAGAAGCAGCAACUCUUCGAAGAGCAGCUGGAAAGACUGACGACCCAGAACCAAAUGCUGCUAGAGGAGCAGGCCAAGUUUCAGGAGCGGGAAGAGGCUCUCUGCAAGAGGCUGGAGGAGACCGAGAGCUGCCUUGUGCAGCUAAGCACCAGGGUGACUAGUGUAGAGGCCAGCUGGAAGAAGGAUCACGAGAAGCUUCGAGCUAGUGAGGAGAAGACCAAGAAUCUGGAGCGCCGCCUGUCUGGGAUGGAGAGGGACCACGACCAGCUCCUCCGUGCCGUCGGCCAGAUGCUGGGAUAUGCAGGGAAACCGUCCAAUGCACAGCAGAAGCCUCUCUCAGGGCCUGUGUGGGUGGACAGGGCUGAGAAUGGUGACGAGACCUAGCCCGCUUCCCUUCGCUUCUGAAAAUGCCAAGCUGGCGCAUCUCCGUAGUGGAAACUCUCCUCUCCCAGGACAGCCCUGGAAGCCUCUCCAAGGGGAACCUUCCUGUACAUCGCUCUGGUGGAUCCUUCAGCUGGAGCCCACAGGGAACUUUGCUACAACCUCCCGUGCCUUCCUCUCGGCUUAGUUUCCGGCGCUACGCAGCCAUCGCCACCUUUUCAUCCCCGCCUGAGACGGCAUCCAUACCACAAGCCCCCGGUCUGCUUUCUGGCUGCAGCUUUCAUCUGCAA
Lacerta agilis (Sand lizard) is the source of this 3865-nucleotide messenger RNA. RefSeq names its product RAS protein activator like 3 (gene RASAL3). Gene Ontology annotation, biological process: regulation of GTPase activity. NCBI's taxonomy places the organism in Eukaryota, Metazoa, Chordata, Lepidosauria, Squamata, Lacertidae. The transcript has 19 exons. Bases 327 to 3578 code for a protein of 1083 amino acids. The record is from RefSeq and is a predicted model, not a curated record.